Messenger RNA from Otolemur garnettii (small-eared galago), 2380 nucleotides. RefSeq names its product regulator of G protein signaling 9 (gene RGS9). The record is from RefSeq and is a predicted model, not a curated record. Gene Ontology annotation, biological process: intracellular signal transduction; regulation of G protein-coupled receptor signaling pathway; G protein-coupled receptor signaling pathway. The coding region runs from base 66 to 2105 and encodes 679 amino acids. The transcript is spliced from 19 exons. NCBI's taxonomy places the organism in Eukaryota, Metazoa, Chordata, Mammalia, Primates, Galagidae.
ACUUGGGGGCAACUUGCUCUCCCCUCCCAACAGUGCUCUGAUCGUGAAUUCAUCCAGGGUCCAGGAUGACAAUCCGACACCAAGGCCAGCAGUACAGGCCAAGGAUGGCAUUUCUGCAGAAGAUUGAAACACUCGUGAAGGAUAUGCAGAACCCGGAAACGGGGGUCCGGAUGCAGAACCAGAGGGUCCUGGUCACCAGUGUCCCUCAUGCCAUGACAGGAAGUGACGUUCUGCAAUGGAUUGUCCAGCGGCUUUGGAUCUCCAGUGUGGAGGCUCAGAACUUGGGCAACUUCAUUGUCAAGUAUGGCUACAUUUACCCCCUGCAAGACCCCAAGAAUCUCAUUCUCAAACCUGACAACAGCCUCUACCGUUUUCAGACGCCCUAUUUCUGGCCCACCCAGCAGUGGCCAGCUGAAGACACAGAUUAUGCCAUCUAUCUGGCCAAGCGAAAUAUCAAGAAGAAAGGGAUUUUAGAAGACUAUGAAAAGGAAAAUUAUGAUUUCUUGAACAAAAAAAUGAACUACAAGUGGGACUUCGUCAUUAUGCAGGCCAAAGAGCAGUACAAGGCUGGAAAGGAGAGGAACAAAGCAGACAGGUACGCUCUGGACUGCCAGGAGAAGGCGUACUGGCUGGUGCACCGAUGCCCGCCAGGAAUGCAUGAUGUGCUGGACUAUGGCCUGGACCGAGUGACUGAUCCGAAUGAAGUUAAGGUAAACCAGAAAGAAACAAUCACUGCUGUCAAAAAAGAGAUCAUGUAUUACCAACAGGCCUUAAUGAGGUCUACAGUGAAGUCUUCAGUGUCCCUUGGAGGGAUUGUCAAAUACAGCGAGCAGUUUUUAUCCAACGAUGCCAUCAUGUCAGGCUGCCUCCCCAGCAACCCUUGGAUAACAGACGAUACCCAGUUCUGGGAUUUAAAUGCCAAAUUGGUGGAAAUCCCAACCAAGAUGCGGGUGGAGCGAUGGGCCUUCAACUUCAGCGAAUUGAUCCGAGACCCCAAGGGUCGGCAGAGCUUCCAGUACUUCCUCAAGAAAGAAUUCAGUGGGGAGAAUCUGGGAUUCUGGGAAGCCUGUGAGGAUCUGAAGUAUGGAGAUCAGUCCAAGGUCAAGGAGAAAGCGGAGGAGAUUUACAAGCUGUUCCUGGCCCCAGGCGCGAGGCGCUGGAUCAACAUAGACGGCAAAACCAUGGACAUCACGGUGAAGGGGCUGCGGCACCCUCACCGCUACGUGCUGGACGCUGCCCAGACCCAUAUCUACAUGCUCAUGAAGAAGGAUUCUUAUGCUCGCUAUUUAAAAUCUCCAAUCUAUAAGGAGAUGCUGGCCAAGGCUGUCGAGCCUCAGGAAACCAAGAAAAGCGCCAGCCUCCCGUUCAUGCGGCGUCACCUGCGCUCCAGCCCGAGCCCGGUCAUCCUGAGGCAGCUGGAGGAGGAGGCCAAGGCGCGAGAGGCAGCCAACACCGUGGACAUCACCCAGCCCGGCCAGCACUUGGCUCCCAGCCCACACCUGGCUGUGUACACUGGAACCUGCGUGCCGCCCUCUCCUUCCAGCCCUUUCUCCUCCUCCUGCCGGUCCCCCAGGAGGCCCUUCCCUUCGCCUGGCCGCUUCAUCCGGCGGCCCAGCAGCACCAUUUGCCCCUCGCCCAUCAGGGUGGCCUUGGAGAGCUCCUCAGGCUUGGAGCAGAAGGGGGAGCCCAGUGGGUCCAGGAUCCCCAAUGGGUCCUCUGAGGCCGAGGGCAGUGAAGCCUCCAUCCAUGGCCCCUGGCGCCGCAGCCUGCCCAGGGCCCCUCCCAAGGCCCGCAUGGCUCUGUCCUUGGGCAGGUUUCUCAGACGAGGCUGUUUGGCCUCACCUGUCUUCGCCAGGCUCUCACCCAAGUGCCCACCUGUGUCCCACGGGAAGGUGCAGCCCCUGGGGGAUAUGGGCCAGCAGCUACCACGGCUGAAAUCCAAGAGAGUAGCAAACUUUUUCCAGAUCAAAAUGGACGUGCCUACAGACAGCGGGACCUGCCUGAUGGACUCAGAGGACACUGGGACAGGAGACGCAAGUGACCAGGCCAUAGAGAAGGAGGUCAUCUGCCCCUGGGAGAGCCUGGCCCAGGGGAAAGCAGGCUAAGCCAGGAGCGGUGCCCCUGGAGGACACUCCUGACAGGUGCCACGGAUGAGGCCACAGACAUGCUCACUCAAGAACCAAAGCGCAUGACUUCUGAGGACUGCAGAGAUAAGAUGGGGUGGAUUGUGGCAUAGAAUGCCCUGGCCAGCUCCCUGUGGCUAACUCUUUCUCCUCCUCCUGACUUUCCUUCCCUUGAGCAGAAAAGAGGCAUGUGGACCAGAAGACUUUCCUUGCUGCCUUAAAACCAGUAAAAGGUUAACUUGUAAGAGUUUCUUGGA